This is a messenger RNA of Xenopus laevis (African clawed frog), 1083 nucleotides long. RefSeq lists its product as uncharacterized. The coding region runs from base 138 to 551 and encodes 137 amino acids. NCBI's taxonomy places the organism in Eukaryota, Metazoa, Chordata, Amphibia, Anura, Pipidae. The record is from RefSeq and is a predicted model, not a curated record. The transcript is spliced from 5 exons.
CAGAAUAGGUCGGGGCCUGGCAAGGACAGGCAGCAAGAAAGUCCGGGGACUGAGGCGAAGGGACAGGAAGUACAGGCCGCGCCGAGGCCCGAGCUGGAUUGUGCUGCCAUGAGAAUAGUGACAGUCCAUGAGCAGGCAUGCAAAUGCAGAGAAAAGAGGGACUUUCCAGUACAAAUGAGGGACUGCAGGUUGAGCUGUCAAAAGAGGGACUGUCCCUCCGAAAAAGGGACAGUUGGGAGGCAGGUCAAGAAACGUAUGUUGAUCCGCAGACUGGAUAUUUGGUAUUUACCGAAAUUGUUCACGUGAGAAGAGGCAAAUGCUGCGGCAGUGGAUGUAGGCAUAAUGGAGGCAUUAAGUACAGUGGUUACGGUUGCCACCUUUUCCGGAAAAAAAUACCUGCCUUCCUAUAUAUUUGGGAUCAACCAUCAUUUCACCAGCCAGGUGGCAACCCUAAGUGCAGUGUAUCUACAGUUGUCCAUAUGGCCAGGAGAAUGUUAAAGACUCAUCAAAAAGAAAGCAAUUUAAUUCAUUUUAUUAUACGUGACAGCUGAAUUCAAUCGUUCCACUAAUGUUUUCAUUAAUUGUACAGAUUUUAAAAUAUAGUACUGCAAAGGAAUGGUAUUUAGCCCAGCUAACGAUCCUGUGCUCUUAGUAAAUAUUCUUAAGUAAUGAAUCCAACGUUCAUUCUAAUAAACAUCAAAUGGGUAGCAAAUGUUCCUGGUCAUUAAUGUGUGUGUACAAUGUUACUAGGUCCAAUUAGUACAGCACUGUUGUACUCAUGUUUUAAUUUGAAAUCCAAUUUCUGGUAUUUUUUAUUGUGUAUUUCUCUUUUUAAAUGUUUCAUUUUCUAUGCUUUGUUUUUUUUCUAGAAUUUUAAAUGAAAACUAAAAUUGGUUAUCUGUCAAGAACAGCGAGAAACCCUCUCUUUAUUUUGAAGUUGCUGGUGUUCUGUGUUCACACACGCAUUUAACGAUGAUAAAGAGAAGAACAUUAGAAACUGUAUAACUAGAACAUUCUUUGCUCAUUACCUUGCUCUUUUAUGUUGUUGAUAUCCACAGCAGUUUGAAUACAUGUUGUAAAGUG